UUCCCACGUGGUGUCGUGCUGGAGCUGAAAAGCUUUUCAACACAGACGUUUUGGAAAGGGGUAAGUUAGGCACGUUUAAUUUAGCAUUUUAGUAAUAGUUUCAGGAGUAGCCAUCACACCAAAUAAUACAAAAUGCCGCCAGCCUUGGAUAGGUUGCGGGAUCGUCCUGCAUCUUGAUCAGCCCAGCGGGCACAGGGACUUUCCAUGUUAGGUUACUUUCGCUUUCAGCUCGGCAGGCAAAAGAAGCUUCGACAGCUCGUGAGUUGGACAUUUUUGACUCUAUUUUUGACUUCUAUUCCGGUUCGAAUUCAAAGCCAAGAUUAUUUCUCUACUCUCUGACUACACUUUCUUCAUCAGGGCAUGAUGUCCAAAAGUAGUUCCUUCGGUGCGGCUUCGGUCUUCGUGCUGGUAGAUGCUUGUGUGGUGCAGUCCAUCCGCUCUGCCCCCCUCUCACCCCUGCUGGUCGCCCACCCAUAUGUCACUUUGUGGGGUGGAGGGAUCCUUCGAGCCUGCGCCUUGCUCUUCCUCAGCUUGUCAUGGAGCCAAUCGUGGAUGAGCAGCUUCCAGGGGCGCCAGACCAUCGGGGUCCUGUGCUUUCAUUUCCCAGUGUAUGUUAGUCUCUUGUGGGGGGUCGGUUGGUCCAACUCAGAGGAGCUAUGGAGCUGGUACUCCUGGCAAAGGCUUUUGCACGGUUAUGUCGUCACUGCGGUGGCCUGGUUGUACUGGGAGAGGUACGUGUCCUCGCUGUUCCAGAAGAAGAGGAGCAGCGAAGAAGAAGCAGAUGCCCAGUCGGGGAACAAUUCCUCCUCCCUGAAGAAGUUGAUGGGCUUCAUGCGACCCUACACCAGCCGCUUUGUGUUUGUGAUGCUGCUGGUCACUCUGUCCUCGUAUGGUGAGAUGGCGAUACCUCAUUACACGGGACACAUGGCAGACUGGAUCAUGGAUGAAAAGAAUCCAGAUGCCUUCACCCAUGCCAUCACAAUUAUGGCAAUAAUUACCAUUAGCAGUGCGGUACUUGAGUUUGUGUGUGACCUCAUGUACAACGUCACCAUGAGCUGCAUCCACACAUCAGUGCAGGGCAAGGUCUUCCAGUCCGUGCUCAAACAGGAGAUCGCUUUCUUUGACACCAACAAGACAGGGGAAAUUGUGUCGCGUAUCACCACGGAUACCAACAGCAUGAGUGAGGCGCUGAGCGAGCAGCUGAGUCUGGUCAUGUGGUACACUGCCCGACUGGUCUUCAUCCUCUACUUCAUGUUCAGCCAGUCGUGGCAGAUCUCCCUGUUCACCUGCAUGGGGCUGCCCAUCCUCUGGAUCAUCCCAGAGUGCUCCGGAACCUUCCAUCAGGCGAUCUCUAAAAAGGUUGCAGAGUGCAUUGCCCAGGCCAACCAGGUCGCCACAGAGACGUUCUCCAACAUGAAGACAGUGCGGUGCUUCGCCAACGAGGACGGCGAGGUCAAGCGCUAUGAGGAGCGACUGGACGUCAUCUACGGCCUGAACAAACAGGAAGCCUUCGCCUACGCCGCCUCCACCUGGGCCAAUAAUACCAGCACCCUGGCGCUGAAGGUGUUCAUCCUGUACUACGGAGGGACGCUGGUCACCGGGGGCACGGUCAGCAGUGGAGACCUGGUCGCCUUCGUACUCUACGAGCUCCAGUUCGCCUCGGCGGUGGACGCUGUGAUGCGUUGUUACCCAGACGUUAAGAAAGCCAUCGGAGGUUCGGAGAAGAUUUUUGAGUACCUUGAUCGGGAUCCCCAGGGUCCCCCUAUAGGCACCCGGGACCCCCAAAGGGUGAAAGGUCACGUGGAGUUCCGGAACGUCACAUUUUCCUACCCUGGGAAGGCAACCCCUGUGCUCAUGGAUGUGUCCCUGAAGCUGCAGCCCGGACAGAUCACGGCCCUGGUGGGGUCCAACAGCUCUGGGAAGACCACCUGCGUUCGGCUGCUGGAGCGCUUCUAUCAGCCCCAGGCCGGCAGUAUCCUGCUGGACGGAGAGAACCUCAAUAGCUAUAAGGAGCAUCACAAGGUCGCUGUUGUGAGCCAGGAGUGUGUUCUGUUUGCCCGCUCCAUCGCAGAGAACAUCAAAUAUGGCUUUGAGCACGCUACUGACGAUGAUAUGUACAGAGCCGCCAAGAUGGCUGCAAUCCAUGACGAAAUCCUAAACUUCCCAAACGGAUAUCAAACAGAUGCGGGUGAGAAGGGGGGCAUGGUGUCGGGCGGCCAGAGGCAGAGGAUUGCCAUCGCAAGAGCUCUGAUCCGGCAGCCCAAGGUCCUAGUUCUGGACAACGCCACCAGCGACCUCGACGCAGAGACGGAACAUCAGGUCUUCCAGGCCCUGCUGGGGCGGUCCAACAGCCCGUGCUCGGUGUUUCUGAUCUCCCUCAAGAUGAGCGCCGUGGAGCGGGCCCACGACAUCCUGGUGCUGGAGGAGGGGAGCGUGGUGGAGCAGGGAACCCACAAAGAGCUGAUGAAGCAAGGGGGGCGCUACGCCCAGCUGGUCGCCAACCAAAACCAGGGCUUUCAGCGGGCCGAGGAAGAAGGGGGAGGAAGAUGAGGUUUUUUUGGUUGCAAUUAGUCUCUUGUAAGGGUAUAAUAUUUCUGCCGCUUGGGGUCUCUCAUUCAAAACGAUAACAGAAAAACAUAGUAUGGGGACACCGUGAAGUAGCAUGGCCGAAGAUUAAAUUGUAUUCAACUUUUAUUGACGCUACGUUUGUUCAUGUUUAUUCACGUGACAUUGUUUCCACCUAAUGAAAUAGCUGCAAGUGUUACUGCAAGUAUAAAAUAACUUAAUUUUAUUAUUUGACUACCGAAACAGCUAUAAAUAAUGCUAUGUUGGGAGUUCCAGCCUUUUUUCUGUGGUCAAAACAAUUAGAGUUGUAGUCUUUUAGGUUUUUAAAUGCAGAAAUGUUACAUAUUAUACCUUAUACCUAAGUUGUUUUUAUACCUUGCUAUGCAAUUGGCAUUGGCACGUGUGUCAUAUACAAUUGUCUUCAUACAUUUUGCAGAUCCACUUUGGCUUUCAUCUUUCAUUUUUUCAUCACACAUAAAUCUGUCCAUUGCCCUGUCUAAAAAGGUUGAUAUUACUUAUUUAUGUUAAUAUUAAAAAGGUUAUUUAUUGGACAAUGUGUAAGACCUGAUUAGGCCUCAACAUUCUUUGAGGGAAUACUUUUUUCUACAGUGCUCUUAAAUACAUUCUAUUUACAAGUAUAAUUGAAUAAUUGUGUCAAAUAUUUUACUUUUUUUGUGUUUGAAACUUAAAAAUAAAACCAAAUAAUUUUUAAAUUGAAAGACCUUAUUAUGCAUCAACAUUCCUUUGAGAGAAUACUUUGUUCGACAGUGCUAUUCAAUACAUUUUAUUUACACGUGUAAUUAAAUAAUUGUGUUGAGCUUUUUAUUUCUUUGUGUUUGAAACUUAAAAAUAAAACCAGAUUAAAAAU
Gadus macrocephalus (Pacific cod) is the source of this 3433-nucleotide messenger RNA. RefSeq names its product transporter 1, ATP-binding cassette, sub-family B (MDR/TAP) (gene tap1). The transcript has 14 exons. Gene Ontology annotation, biological process: transmembrane transport. Gene Ontology annotation, cellular component: membrane. The coding region runs from base 361 to 2550 and encodes 729 amino acids. Lineage: Eukaryota; Metazoa; Chordata; Actinopteri; Gadiformes; Gadidae. Gene Ontology annotation, molecular function: ATP binding; ABC-type oligopeptide transporter activity; ATP hydrolysis activity. The record is from RefSeq and is a predicted model, not a curated record.